AUGGGCAAACUGGAUAAAACCAUCGACUUGAAAGUCAGCUCGGUCAGCACAGACCCCAGUGUUGUGGUGGGCGCUUUCUUCAACGGCUUGGAGAUCCCCAAAAAUACCCUGUUUGAUCUCUACAAGCACCCAGGCGAGGACGAGUACCUUCUCCACGGCGAAAACAGCACGUUGGAAUAUAAUGGACUCACGCUGGACAACCAGGAUAACAACGACUACGUGGUAGCGCUUUACGACCCUAAGCAGAAAUCGGUGGAACUUUACAAGUCUCCUUUGGUGCAAACAAGAGUGACAUCUAUAGACAGCAGGGUGCACAAGGGACCCAAGAUCAAAAGCAGAGGAACAAGAUAUGCCGACCAGAAAAUGGCUUUGGGCCAGGAGUUCGGUACCAAAAAGGCCAAAGCAGCGAUUGCCAGCUUGGCAAGAAACAGAAUCGACUUGGACAAGUUGCAGGACCUGGAGAUGGACAUUGUGGAUCUGGUGAAAGAAGUGACAGCCACGUUACCCCUGGCCCAGGAGAUCCAGGAGGCAUCUUCGGAAAACAAGGUGGUGCCUCCCGUCAACGUGGACGCUACCAAUGUCGAAGAUAUAUACGCUUUGGAGGGGAUUGUUCCGGCGAACGAAUUGGCAUCGAUCAGAGUUGGGCCGUUCUUGGAGGAAAGCGAUCCAGACGCUCGCUUACAGCUUAUGCCAUAUUCCAAAUCUGCAUUUGUCGCUAGACACUUGGACAAGCUUGUGCACAGCUCCAACGAGAAGAAGUUGCAGAUGUUGUACUAUGCGUCGCUUCUCAUGGGUGUGUACAACAACAGAAGAUGCAAGGACAAGGCUACGCUCAUGGAAAAAUUGGGCAACAUUCCUUCGGAGUUUCUUAUUGAUGGCAUAUUGAAGAGGUUCACCGCUCACAGGAGAGGCGACUUGGGUAAAGCCAAGGACCGCUCUUUCUUUUUUGAUACUCACCACGAAGAUAAGUUGUUCUGCUACUUGCUUGCUCUCAUGUUCCACAUCGAGGGAUUCUUCCUAGAAUUGAAUCCUUUGUCGAAAGAGCUCAAUUUGAAGCCAUCCAAGUUGACUACGUUGUUACGUGCUUUGGGUGCAAAGAUUCGUCCUGCUACUGUAGGCAUGGCCGAAGCGCUAGGUAUUCCAAAAAAGGACGCAUCCACAUACAAGAUUGCCGAGUUGAAGGUGCCAUUUACUCCCCCAGAGAUGGUCAGCCGCCGCAGAAGGUAA
This is a messenger RNA of Candidozyma auris, 1227 nucleotides long. RefSeq names its product DNA-directed RNA polymerase I subunit RPA49. The record is from RefSeq and is a predicted model, not a curated record. Gene Ontology annotation, cellular component: RNA polymerase I complex. The coding region runs from base 1 to 1227 and encodes 408 amino acids. The transcript has a single exon. NCBI's taxonomy places the organism in Eukaryota, Fungi, Ascomycota, Pichiomycetes, Serinales, Metschnikowiaceae. Gene Ontology annotation, biological process: transcription elongation by RNA polymerase I; nucleolar large rRNA transcription by RNA polymerase I; RNA polymerase I preinitiation complex assembly. Gene Ontology annotation, molecular function: DNA binding.